This is a messenger RNA of Cladocopium goreaui, 2736 nucleotides long. The record is from the annotation of a GenBank genome assembly. Lineage: Eukaryota; Dinophyceae; Suessiales; Symbiodiniaceae.
AUGAAGCGCUCCCUGUACGGUGAUCGGGAUCACCCUGGCAUUGCCGCAACACUGCAUGCGCUGGGCACAGUGAGUCGAGCUGCUGGAGAUCUUUCAGAAGCAACGCUGCAUUUGGAGGAGUCUUUGCGAAUGAAGCGCUCCCUGUACGGUGAUCGGGAUCACCCUGGCAUUGCCGCAACACUGCAUGAGCUGGGCCAAGUGAGUCGAGCUGCUGGAGAUCUUCCAGAAGCAAAGCAGCAUUUGGAGGAGUCUUUGCGAAUGGAGCGCUCCCUGCACGGUGAUCGGGAUCACCUUGAAAUUGCCGCAACACUGCAUGAGCUGGGCCAAGUGAGUCGAGCUGCUGGAGAUCUUCCAGCAGCAAAGCAGAAUUUGGAGGAGUCUUUGCGAAUGGAGCGCUCCCUGUACGGUGAUCGGGAUCACCCUGACAUUGCCGUGACACUGCAUGCGCUGGGCCAAGUGAGUCGAUCUUUGCGAAUGAAGCGCUCCCUGUACGGUGAUCGGGCUCACCCUGACAUUGCCGAAACACUGCAUGCGCUGGGCCAAGUGAGUGAAGCUGCUGGAGAUCUUCCAGAAGCACUGCCGUAUUAUUUGGUGCUCUUGCGAAUGAGUCGGGCCCUGAGUCGGGAGCUGUUCGAGCUGGUGACCGAGGCGGCUGGGUAUGUCAAGGCAGGCGACGCGGUGGUGCCCAAGCACGUGGUGACGGGGAGUGGCCACGCCGAGCCCAACUUCUUCAACGCCUCGGUGGGUCAGCUGCACGCCCUGACGGAGUGGAUCGAGCGCCGCGCCGACGGCGUGGCGCCCUGGGUGGCGCGGGUCCACCUCAACGGACCUAAUUUACCAAAAGGUUCUUGGGAAGUUCUGAGUUCAGAGGCCUUCCUGACGGUGCCGCUGCAGUGGUACGUCCUGCUGAGCGCCGGCACCUUGCGACCCAAGGUGUCGGAGGUGCAUCUGCACCCCAUGGGCAUGAACGCUUGGCCCCAGAAGCCAGAGUCCAAUGCCACCAAAAGGAAGAAGAAGGCUCUGGUGGAUGAUACCUUGAUGAGGGAAUUCAACAUGUUGAAGCCUUUCGUGGAAAAGCCCACCGCAGCCGGGGCGACUUUGGCCUGGGUGCCGCACGAGGGACGGCCCAUCGUCUUUACAAAGGCCACCAACAAAUGGUCCCAUGCCGAGCUCAGCUACACCCAGGUGAACAUUUUGAUGCUCCUCAUUGCAGUGACCUUCAACAUCGUGGUGUCCGUUCUGGUGGCGGCCUAUGUCAUCAACUGGUUGCAAACGAAUGCGGACUUCCAGCAAGAGUUAAAAGAGGCAGCUGUAACAAUCGCCUCGUCCCACCGCAUUGGCAAACUGAGCGGAAAGGUCAACAGCAGCUGGCGCAUCAUUGCGGCUCAUGUGGAACAGCCGGAUCAAGGAGUCAUCCUGCGCUGGAGGAAACGCACAGGAGUGCAAUCCUCUGCCUACCUCUGCGUCAAGGCGAAAGCCGAUCCGGACCCUGCGCGUGGACUGGAUGGGGAUGAGAUUUGUAUCAACAUGGCGGUUCAAGAACGUGUGGAUAUGAAGGCUGAAAGCAACAUCAUCAUCGAAUUCUUCUUCUCCGCAUCAGGUAGCAAGGGAUAUCCACCAGAAGGAGGAUAUGAGCCCACCGGCAAGGAUCUGAAGUGUCAGUACAGCUACCGUUUCCAAGUGGAGGGCUACAACAACAAUGAGGAAUUGGUGGCUGUUUCUGAUUGGUCCAACGAGGUGUACAUCAAACCCAGGAGCAGCGUUUUCGAUGUGCCCAGUCGCAUUCUGCAAGUGAACUGCGCUGUGCCCACCGACAGCCUGGAGUUCUUCGUGGAGCAUUUCGCGCAGUUCAACAUCGAAGGGAAACAUCCGCAACACCUGGUGAUUCUGAGUGACAUCAAGGUAUGCUACCACAAGAACUGGAGAGACUUCAGAGAUUUUUCCUCCGAUUUCCUCUUAACCGCUUGGAUGGGCGAGACCAGUGCACGCUGCGAACGAGAGACCAGGGCUGGCACCUGCCGUUCCUUCGACAAGACCGGCAUCUUUCGACCUCCAGAUGAUGUGGUGCAAGGAGAUGUGGAUGAUGAAGAAGACAAGCGAACCCAGGAGCUGAAUGAGGUGGUGCCUGGAAGGCCCACGCUAUGUGUCGGCGGUGCUGACCGAAAGCUUUGCGACCUCUUCGUCACCUUGCGAAAGUCUUCGGGAGAAGACGUGGCCGAAGGCACCAAUCAAAAUGGAGAUCGAUGGCGAUCGAUGGCUUCAUUGGGCAUUGACCUCACUGUAGAUGUGGAAGCACCUGCAAGCACCAUGGAUGAUAUCCCGUCUUCAUCAGCUUUCCCAUUGAGAUACUCCAAGCUCUACGCCUCCAUCGAGUUUUUUCCCAGAAAACUGGAAUGGGAUGAUCUCAUUGAAGCUUUCGACAAAUACGAGCAGUCCAAUGAUAUCUCUGAGGACCAAUCCAUCUUUGUGGAACUGGCCACGGACAAGGUGGAGGGUGAGUUCGACGAAGAAUGGCUGGUGUGGGUGGAGGCACGUGUCACCUUCAAGAACGAGUUGGACCCCAAAUGUGUGGAGAUGCCCUAUCACAAGCGCAUCUUCCAGUUGGACCCCCCGGGGCAGAUCUUCUACGAGGGCAUGGAACGCUUCAUGGCCUGGGACGCGUCCAGUUUAGCCCAAUCCCAGCAUGGUGAUGAGGCUGGAUUGCUGGUUGUGCUGGUUAGAAGCCGUACUGUGUGA